Microdochium trichocladiopsis is the source of this 1680-nucleotide messenger RNA. RefSeq lists its product as uncharacterized. The coding region runs from base 185 to 1225 and encodes 346 amino acids. NCBI's taxonomy places the organism in Eukaryota, Fungi, Ascomycota, Sordariomycetes, Xylariales, Microdochiaceae. The transcript has a single exon. The record is from RefSeq and is a predicted model, not a curated record.
GCUAUUCACAGUCGUCGACCGAGACCAGCUCAACAGGCGAGAGACUCGGACGAGCCGCAACUUUUGCAACGACACAAGCACUGCCCGUCGUGCGAGCGAUCAGUGGCGCUACCAAAACAUCAAAGAACUAGGCAGCCGGCCUCGCUGUCUCACGCCACCGAACCCUCCUCCCGCCACUGCAAAGAUGGACGGCAAGUCUGCCGCGAAGCCCUCGCCAGCCCCCGCGGGGGAAGCACGUGCAACAUUCAUCGCGGUCCUGAUUGCGGGGCAUUUCAUAGCCUCACUCAUCUUUGUCCCGGAUUCUUGGGAGUCCCUGAUGCGUGUUUCGAAGCCCAAGGCUCUGGGCGACCCGUCCAAUCUGAUCUUAUGGGGAUAUCUCUAUCUUUUCAACAUGGUCCUGAUUAUGGUACUCGAACGUACCAGACCCUUGGAUGCCACAAUGGCCGUAUGCGUCACAAUGGGCUUGACUGGAGCCUGCCUCUCAUCUUGGGCACUGCUCUUGAACUAUUCGCGCAGUGUGGCGCUCACCUGGAUCAGCCCCAUUGGUUGGAUGCCCUAUCUGCUCCAACACAGCCUCCGUCGUUGGCGCAAUAUUAUGAACAAGCCAAAGCCAACCAGAGGGCAUCAGAGCGACAGAGGGACUUCUUAUUCCCCCCCAAACAUGGUCAUCGACGAGGACGGCCGAGAGACCAGGUCAAGCAACAAUGGACAGGACACGACACUAGUGAUUUCGCCUCCCAUAUCCGAGGGUGUCCAGUCAGACACGGCAGCAUCCAGCAUGGAGCCACCCAAGACUCAACCUUCACGCCACGAACAAGUCCGCCAGUUCGUGAUCAAAUUGCUUCCGUACCUCGGAAUACACUUCCUCGCCUUCCUUUUCAACAUCACAAGCUUGAUGUUGCACAAGCCAAAAACACCCUCUCAGAAACGCGAGGACAGCCAGGAUUACUCUUUGGCUCUCUUUAUCACUCUUUGGUUGGAGCUGGUGACCGGACAUGACUUAUACGUUGGUCUGCGGCGAUUUGACAGCCGCUUCAAGGCGUGUACCGACUUCGGCGUCAAUGGCGGGUGGGUCGCCACAGCCUUCAAGUUCAUGAUAUGCGGCGAGCUUUUGCCGUCUUUCAGUUGGUUCUUGCCCGCCUUCUGGGUGUUCUUCUCCGUCGAGUUUCGGUUCGGCGUGAAUGAAAGGGUUGUAAACUGGCUCGCAGGUGUUUUGGAUAGGUAAACAGCCUUUGCCUCAGAAUCACUGAAGCGGUCUUCGAGUACAAAUUUAGGCUGCACCUAGCAGUUGCGAGUAUCAAACGUUCCGAGGAUACGACUGCGCGACAAGUGAAUGGGUACACAGAAGAUAUCUUACGGCUACUGAUACUUUGGGGAACUAUGGCGGCCCGUGGAAAAGACCGGUCUUUGGUACCGACCCUAUCAAGCCAUUUAGACCAUUCACAGGCCUGAUGGGGUAGGCAUCUGUACCAUUAGAAAUGAAACCACGGGCUCCUGUCUCCGCCCUUUCACCCCAUGAAUCAAUGUGCCCCCUUCGGCUGCCUGCUUGUAACCCUCCUGACUUCUGGGCCUAGGGGCCUCUCACAGAAGGUAGAAAGACGAUACAGUAGAGAGAACACGUCCGCUGCGCGAGAUAGCCCUAUAAGUCUCACUGUUACAGGCUCAGAGAUUUUCCGAGGA